Puccinia graminis f. sp. tritici CRL 75-36-700-3 is the source of this 1316-nucleotide messenger RNA. RefSeq lists its product as uncharacterized. The record is from RefSeq and is a predicted model, not a curated record. NCBI's taxonomy places the organism in Eukaryota, Fungi, Basidiomycota, Pucciniomycetes, Pucciniales, Pucciniaceae. Gene Ontology annotation, molecular function: proteasome binding. The transcript has 2 exons. Bases 102 to 1148 code for a protein of 348 amino acids.
UCGGGUGGUCCUACUGAGUAUUACGUCAUAGUCUUUCUUCCCCCGGACUGGCACUGCGAUCUUUCCAAAUCCCAAUCCCAACAUCACAUGCUGAUCCGAGGAUGGUUGUAUCUCCUCCAUCUUUCGACAAUACCCCUAUCACCCUCAAUAUUCACCAUCAGAACUCAUCCGCCACCUUAUUAGUUCCGUCUGGGAUCUCAAUACAUGAGCUCUGCCAUCAACAUCUCUCGACUCUGAACACCCUCCCAUCAACCGUAGACCGAAUGAUCUUCAAGCUGAUACUCAAGAGCCCACCACGGACAAUAGUCUCACCAGGCGAAUCCGAUCACAAAUCACUCCAUCAGCUCGGUUUCAACUCCAAGGAUGCUCAGUACCGGAUCUUACUUCUUACGACAGAACUCUCUGAAGUCCAACGAUCUGAGCAAGCAGCGCAAGACAACCUCAGGAGAGAACAAGCGCGUCAAGCGGCACUCAAGAACCCGGCGAAAAUCCGAAACACCACUCCCAAACACCGAACCAAUCCUGAAGAUCGCUUCAGCUUUCGUCAAGUGGCCCUGUUACCAAACUUACCAUUCGAAUCCAGAAGGCAAGAAUUGGUUGACAAACUCGCAACUGAUCCAUCGAUACUCAAACAGAUGAUCAAGUUCAAAUUAGAGGUCGGAAGUCUAGGCGAAUUGCACCCUUGGCUCGAUCCUCAACUCUUGGGAGUCAAUCAGAACGCCGGCCAGUCUAUCCGUCUUAGGCUCCUGACUGACGACCUCAAAUCUGUUCGGCCAUUUACGAUGGUCAGAAGAGUUUUGAGCCACGAGCUAGCCCAUAACGUCUUCGGGCCCCAUGACAACCAAUUCAAAGAAUUGGAUUCCAAAAUUCACAAAGGAAUGCUAGCUUAUGACGAAAGUGUCAAAUCAUCGAGUUAUCGACUCGGGGGGGACAUGGGCGACCACUACGAGCCUGAAACGGCUGAACUUGACUUCCAUUGCAGCACCUCGUCUGGUACUGUUGACGGUCAGAAUCCGGCUCAUGGUCAACAAUCCAGCAGUCAAUUGAAUCAGACAGUAGGCUCUUCGGUCGUUAAUCAGACUCCGAACGAUAAUCCUAGGCUUGCUGCUGCUGAAGCCGCUCUGAAAAGGGCCGCACGGAAGAAGUAGCGCCCAUCCUGUUUAGCCUUUUGGGAAUCAGGCUGAAUAGUCAAUCUUCCUGCGUCGUUGUUGUAGGAUCAGACAUGCAAUCAUCCAUCUUUUUGUAUAGAUAUAACUGCCUACGGAAUGUUGUUUGCCCCUGCCCAAUUGUAUAUAUAUCCACACUUGUAUCCUCAU